AUGGCAGAUUCGGAGAGAAUGGGAGGGAUACUGUGCACGGCCUCAGCAGAGAGCUGUCUGUCAUCCCCCUGUCAGAACGGAGGCACCUGCCUGGAGUCCAUGGGGGCCUACGCAUGCCUGUGCCCCGCAGGGCCCGACAGGUACACAGGCCGGCACUGCGAGCGCCUGGACGUGGACGCGUGCGGGAGCGGCCCCUGUGCCGGCGCCCGCUCCCGCUGCGUGGACGCCGUGGACGCCUACACCUGUCACUGUCCGGGCUACGCGGGGGAGGACUGCCGGGGGGCGGCCAGGGACUGCUCGGAGGAGCCGUGCCUCAACGGCGCCACGUGCCAGGAGACCCCGGACGGCCACGAGUGCCUCUGCGCCCCGGGGUACGAGGGCGCCGACUGCGAGGAGGACGUGGACGAGUGCCGGUCGGAGCCCUGCCACAACGGAGCCAUCUGUAAAGACCGGGUUGACGGCUAGUGUUUCUGCGUGCCCGGUUUCCAGGGCUCCCGGUGCGGGAUGGACAUCAACGAGUGUGCCUCGCGGCCGUGCCAGAACAACGGGACGUGCGUGGACGAAAUGGACCGCUACUGGUGUGACUGCCAGCUGGGCUACGAAGGCUUGAACUGCGAGGUGGAGAGCGACGAGUGCGAGGAGCGCCCGUGCCGGAACGGAGCCACCUGCCGCGACCGUGUCGGCGCGUACGCCUGCGACUGCGUGCCGGGGUUCGACGGCUUCGACUGCGAGGUCAACGUGGACGAGUGUGCCAGCGCGCCCUGCCUGAACGAGGGCGCCUGCGUCGACCUGGUCAACAGCUACGAAUGCGAGUGUGCCGGGACGGGCUUCAAGGGGCUGCUCUGCGAGGAGGACAUCCCUGAAUGUGCUUCUGACCGUCAACACGGAGCCACCUGCCUGGAGGGGGUCAACCAGUACAGCUGCACAUGCUGGCCAGGUUACGAGGGUCACAACUGCCAGGAGGACGUGGACGAGUGCGAGGAGGAGCCCUGUCAGAACGGCGGCGAGUGUUUCCAGCGCUCGGAGGCGCUCCGCUAUGGCGUGCUGCCUGAGCUGGCGGGAGAGUUCAGAUACGAGGAGGCAGCAGGCUACCUCUGCCACUGUCUCCCCGGGUUCACAGGGGAGAGCUGUGCGAUCAACGUGGACGAGUGCGAGUCUGACCCCUGCCAGAACAGAGGAACCUGCCUGGACCUGGACGACUCGUACCAGUGCGUGUGCGCUCCUGGCUUCACAGGUGUGCACUGCGAGGUGGACGUGGACGAGUGCGAGAGCCAGCCGUGUCAGAACGGCGCCCGGUGCGAGGACGCCGUAGACGCGUACGCCUGCCGCUGCCCCGAGGCCGAGCCCGGCCGGGAGCCCUGGGGCGGCCGGCACUGCGACGUGACGCUGACCGGAUGCCGGGGCCACGCGUGCGCCAACGGGGCCGUCUGCGUGCCCGUCUUGGCGGAAGGCCGGCACGACUACACCUGCUCCUGCGCCCCGGGCUACACCGGGCGCCGCUGUAACACCUCCACCACCUUCUCCUUCUCUGAGGAGGGCUAUCUCCACAUCCGGCUGCCUGCUGCCAACAGGACCAGAAGGCAGGCAGGAGACCCCCCACACCAGCACGGCCUCCACGUCAAGCUACGCUUCAGGACCACGCUCCCCGACGUCCUGCUCUUCCACGCCGCCGCCAGCGACCACUCCGUGACGCUGGAGGUCGUCGGCGGUUUUGCGCGGGUCCGCGGCCAAUCGGGGAAGACGCCGCAGGUCACGCGGCGGGUCAAUGACGGAGACUGGUACGAGGCGAGCGUGAGCGCGAACGAGACGCUGGCGCUGGCGGUGAGGGGGGCGGGCUGCGGCCGAGAGGGCUGCACGGCGGACGGCGAGACCCACAACCACCUGACGUUCCCCCAGUGGAGUUCCUACUCCCAGCUGUACGUAGGGGGCGCCCCCCCGGGGCUUCGGCCCAGUCCCCUGAAUCAGACACGCUUCCUGGGCUGCAUGCAGGACCUGGAGGUGGAUCACCAGCUGGUGCUGCCCCAGGACGUGGCCGAGGAGCAGGCCAGUCACAUGGAGCUGGGCUGCAACAAGACCGACUGGUGCCUCCCGGACACCUGCUCGGAGCAUGGACGCUGCGUGGACCUGUGGGUGAGCUCCCGCUGUGACUGCGACAGGCCUUACUUCGGUGACAGCUGCAAGGGAGAGUACAAGUCAUGGACUUUCGGUCCGGAGAACCUCCUCAGCUACGCCUCCUACAACAUCACCCAGAGCCUCGGGGACAACUUCACCCUCUCCUUCUUCCUGCGCACCCUCAAGCUCGGCGGCCUCCUGUUCCAGCUGCGCCGGGGCGAUGUCCCCUACCUCAAUGUCUACCUCCGCAACGGCACCGUGGCCUUCAGCGGCCACGCCAACACCAUCCUGGCCGACGCGGUGCCCCUCGCCGACGGCCAGAGGCACCUGGUGGCGGUGAGGCUCCGCCGCGGUCAGGUCAUCUUCCCCAAGGCCCGCGGGCCGGGCUCCCUGGGGAAGAGGGUGAGCGUGGAGGCCGGGGACGUGGUCUACGUCGGGGGCCUUCCCCCCGGGAACAAAAGCCUCUCCUGGGGGGGGCACUUCAAGGGGUGCCUCCAGGACGUCCGCCUGGACGAGGUGCGUCUGACGGGGGGAGAGCCCGCUGGCGAGGAGGGCCGUGGCCCGCUCGCGCACGACAACGUCCUGGAGGACUGCGUCAGUGAUCGAACCUGUCAGGGCCGGCCCUGUCUGAAUGGAGGGACGUGCAAGGUCACCUGGAACGACUUCAAGUGUCACUGUCCCGAGAGCUUCUCUGGCAGGGCGUGCGAGCGACGCGUGUGGUGUGUCACUGAGCCUUGUGUCACGGGUAGCCAGUGCGUCGACCUGCUGGACGGAUACGAAUGCCUCGCUAAUGCUACUUUCGAGGACAACGCUCUGCAGUUUGUGGCCAACGGCUCGCUGGCGGAGGCGGUGACCAGCGUCUCCAUGGUGCUGCGCACCAGAGAGGAGAACGCCACGCUGCUCCGGGCGGCCAACGGCGCCGACGUCUUCUGCCUGGGCCUGCUCAACGCCUCCCCGCUCGUCAAGCUGCGCAGCGGCGACGGCCCGGAGCUGCUGGCCUUCACCGGCGACGUGCCCGUCUCCGACGGCGCCUGGCACCACCUCAGGCUGACCAUGGAGGACCCUCGGCGGCCGGCGUCCCGCUGGGUCCUCACGGUGGACGGGCGGAGGGCGGGCGCCAGCGGCGGCCAGGGUAACAACCUCAACUUCCUCAACGACACCACGGUGUGGCUCGCUCAGAACUUCACCGGCUGCCUUGGACACGUGAGGGUGGGCAGGGUUCACCUGCCCAUUACCGACCAACAGGAAGUCCCCCAGUUCAGCCGCUUUCUCAAGCAGGGAGGCCAGGACCCCCCGCUCGGGUGCACCGGUGCCCCUGUGUGCCAGCCCAACCCUUGCUUCAACCAGGGAACGUGCCAGGAUCUCUUCAACCUCCCCGGCUGCAGCUGUGCCCCGGGCUGGGACGGCCCGUUCUGCCAGAGAGACCCAGACGACUGCACCUCGGGCCCCUGCGGCCAUGGCAACUGCACAGACCUGCUAGGGGACUACCAGUGCGAGUGCCAGGCAGGGUACGGGGGCGGGGAUUGCCAGCAGGAGCUGGACAACUGCCUCGAACACAGCUGUCUGAACGGGGGCACGUGCCUGGAAGCCACGGGGAGCCACAAAUGUGCGUGUCCAGAAGGGUUCACCGGGCGACGGUGCCAACGGAGAUUUCCGUCCCUGGACUGUAGUGUUCUACAAUGUUUGAAUGGUGGGGUGUGCAUGGAUGGGAUAUGGGGGGCUAACUGCACAUGCAAGCCAGGCUACACUGGAGAAAGGUGUGAGACCCAAAUAGACACGUGCGAGAGCAGUCCCUGCCUCAACGGCGCCGCCUGCGUCGACAGCCUCGCCGACGGCUUCCUGUGCGAGUGCGCCGAGGGCUUCAGCGGUACCCUCUGCGACGGCAUCAAACAGCAGCGGAGUGACCGCGUGCCCUGGCUGGUGAUCGCCAUCCCCCUGGGCAGCCUCUGCGUGCUCCUGUCCGUCAUCGUGCUGCUCUUCAUGGUCCUGACGGCCCGCAAGAAGCGCCAGUCGGAGGGCACCUACAGCCCCAGCGCCCAGGAGGUGGCGGGGGCGCGCCUGGAGAUGGGGAGCGUGCUCAAGGUGCCCCCCGAGGAGAGGCUGAUAUGAGGGGGAGGACCAAGGGGGACAGAUGGACGCCGCGGGCACAGCCUACGCCGCC
Messenger RNA from Osmerus eperlanus (European smelt), 4273 nucleotides. Its product is annotated as protein crumbs homolog 2-like. Gene Ontology annotation, molecular function: calcium ion binding; Notch binding. The record is from RefSeq and is a predicted model, not a curated record. Lineage: Eukaryota; Metazoa; Chordata; Actinopteri; Osmeriformes; Osmeridae. Gene Ontology annotation, biological process: Notch signaling pathway.